Messenger RNA from Saccostrea echinata, 1290 nucleotides. RefSeq lists its product as uncharacterized. The transcript has 7 exons. The coding region runs from base 25 to 1290 and encodes 421 amino acids. The record is from RefSeq and is a predicted model, not a curated record. NCBI's taxonomy places the organism in Eukaryota, Metazoa, Mollusca, Bivalvia, Ostreida, Ostreidae.
UGGGCAAGUCAACCUUUCUCUGGUAUGAUGCCUUGGGGAAACCUUAUUGUUGCUGCUGCUAUAUUAUUCAGUGGAUGCAGUCCUGUUAAGGCUAUCAACUUCCUGAAUUUCGCAGGCAUCAGGUGUUUCAGUUACAGGACAUAUAAUGCCCUACAACAGCUCUACCUUGUUCCAGCAAUUGAGCAGGUGUGGCAGCAGAAGCAGCAAGAAAUGUUUGAAGAAAUAAAAAAGAAAGACCAUGCUGUUAAGUUAGGUGGGGAUGCCCGUUGCUGCUCUCCUGGACACACUGCAAAAUUUGGCUCAUACUCGGUCAUGGACUUAAACACUUCAAAAGUUUUGGAUAUUCAACUUGUUCAGAGCAAUGAAGUGCAAAACUCAUACCAUAUGGAGCUUGAAGGACUAAAAAGGUGUUUGGGAAAGCUUCACCAGGAGGAGAUACAGAUAUCUCAUCUUGUUACUGACAGACACAGUCAAGUUAAAGCCUACAUGAAGCGCGACCAACCACAGAUUGUUCACAUGUUCGAUGUUUGGCAUGUUGCUAAAGGAGUCUACAAAAAGCUGGAAACUCUCUCAAAAAAGAAAAACUGUGAACUAGUUGGGGCAUGGGCACACUCUAUUAGUAAUCACAUUUAUUGGUGUGCAGCUUCAAGUGAUGGGAAUGGAGAGUUGAUUUUGGAGAAAUGGGUUUCCAUUUUAAAUCAUGUAACAGAUGUACAUGAAGGACACGGGGAACUGUAUCCAAGAUGCCUUCAUGGACCUGUUGAUGAUAGACAGUGGAUUAGGAGAGGAUCAAAGGCAUUCCUAGAACUGGAGACGGUUGUUAGGGGACGAAUGCUGUUGACGGACAUAAAGCAACUAUCUCAUGUUGGCCAAACCUCAUGCUUAGAGGCUUUCCAUAAAGUAGUGUGUUCUUUUGCACCAAAAGCUGUACACUUUUUUUAUAUACAGAUGCAGGCUCGGAUAUACCUAGCAGCUCUGCAUUUCAAUGAAAAUGUAAGCAGGCCACAAAGUAGAACAAGGGAGGGAGAAAAGCAAUACUCCGUCUCUUAUCCAAAAGGUCGACAUGGAGAGGGAGUUGCAAAGGAAGUUAAAGUUGAUCAAACUUUCAAUUAUAUCUCUGAUCUGAUGGAUGCAGUUGUUGAUCUGCGCACUGUCAACGACAGCUAUUCAAAAGCAAGGGAUGCAAUUAACUUGCCUAGGAGACUACCUGAACCACUGUCACAGAGCACGCCAAAGCCACCAAAACAUGAUACAAUUCAGAAACAUGUCACUCGUUUCAAUGAUAAUUGA